CCCACACAAACACCCAGAAGCCCUUGCCUUGGUGAGGCCACAGAGAAACAGGGGCUGCAAGGCAACAGGAGAAGGGGUGGGGCUUCCCUGUGGGGUGUGGGUGAUUGGCCAGUCCUAUUAGAAACCUCAGGAGUCAGGACCAGGGAGUUUGUGCCCCCACAGUCUGCCUCUGUUCUGAGCUUCUGUUCUGAGCCUCCCCCUGGCCUCUGCCCCUGAGAACUUGUGUCUGAAAGGGAGCCUGGAGAUAAAAAGUUCCGUGGCUUCACCCUGCUACUCACCUUCCUUGUUUAUACCUGUUAUCACAUGUCCAGGAAGCCCAUCAGCAUUGUCAAGAGCCGUCUGCACCAGAACUGCUCGGAGCUGAUCAAACCCAUCAAUGACAGCCACAGUGUAAAUGAUACCUCGUGGUGCAACUGGAGUCCAUUUGAUAAAGAUGACUACAAGGAGUUACUGGGGGCUGUGGACAACGCCUUCCUUGUGGCCUAUGCCAUCGGCAUGUUUAUCAGUGGGAUUUUUGGGGAGCGGCUCCCCCUCCGUUAUUACCUUUCAGCUGGAAUGCUGCUCAGUGGCCUUUUCACCUCCCUCUUUGGCCUGGGAUAUUUCUGGAACAUCCACGUACUCUGGUACUUUGUGCUCAUCCAGAUCUGCAAUGGACUUGUCCAAACCACAGGCUGGCCCUCAGUGGUGGCCUGUGUCGGCAACUGGUUUGGGAAGGGGAAGCGGGGCUUCAUCAUGGGCAUCUGGAAUUCCCAUACAUCUGUGGGCAACAUCCUGGGCUCUCUGAUCGCCGGCAUCUGGGUGAACCAAGAUUGGGGCCUGUCAUUUAUUGUGCCUGGUAUCAUCACAGCUAUCAUGGGCAUCAUCACCUUCCUCUUCCUCAUCGAAUACCCAGAAGAUGUGGACUGUGACCCUCCGCAGCACCACGAUGGGUCAGACAAGGACCAGGACAACCCUGAGGACCCUGAGAACAGUCCCUACUCUAAUAGAGAGGGCAGCCAGGAGACCAUGGCCAGCUGCUCCAAGGAGCCAUGUGCUGAACCUGUGGCCAUCAGCUUCCUGGGAGCACUCAAGAUCCCGGGUGUGAUCGAGUUCUCUUUCUGUCUGCUCUUUGCCAAGCUGGUCAGUUACACCUUCCUCUACUGGCUGCCUCUCUACAUCUUCAAUGUGGCUCACUUUGGUGCCAAGGAGGCUGGGGACCUGUCUACGCUCUUUGAUGUUGGUGGCAUCAUAGGUGGCAUCAUGGCAGGGCUCAUCUCUGACUACACCAAUGGCAGGGCCACCACUUGCUGUGUCAUGCUGAUCUUGGCUGCCCCCAUGAUGUUCCUGUACAAUUAUAUUGGUCAGAAUGGGAUUGUCAGCUCCAUAGUGAUGCUGAUUAUUUGUGGGAUGCUGGUCAAUGGCCCUUAUGCCCUUAUCACCACGGCAGUCUCUGCUGACCUGGGCACUCACAAGAGCCUGAAGGGCAAUGCCAAGGCCCUCUCCACUGUCUCGGCCAUCAUUGACGGCACGGGCUCCAUAGGUGCUGCUCUGGGGCCCCUGCUUGCCGGACUCAUUUCCCCCACAGGCUGGAACAAUGUCUUCUACAUGCUCAUCUCUGCCGACAUCCUGGCCUGCUUGCUGCUCUGCCGGUUGGUGUACAAAGAGAUCCUAGCUUGGAAGGCAUCCCUGAGCAAAGGCAGAGGCUCUAGUCUGGCCCUAACCCACCCGCGAUAAUAUUUUCCUCAAGUCCCACAACUUUUGUAUAAAGAAAUAUGAAGCCUCGACUGAAAAAGAAGUGUGGAGGGUCCCUGCUGGGUCCCCAAAGCACUCCUCAUGGGCAAGACAAUGGAAACUUAUACUGACAGGUGAGGUAAAGCCUCCGGAUCCAACACUAGCCAGCCAGCUCAGCCCAGCCUAGCCCAACCCAUGAAGCUGCUAAGGGGACAGAAAAUUCUCCAUGGGAAGGGACUGCCAAGCAAAGGACACAAAAGGCCCAAGGACUGAGCUCAGGGAGCUGCAAGCAGAAGGGAUGGGAUCGGAGCAGGAGGGAAGGACGUGCAGACUACUGCUUAUUCAGACUCCAUGACUGAAGGCAAAGGCUCUAGGGCCAAGGCCUGGAAAAGAUGUCUCUUUUUCCUGUGUUUAAUUCUUAUGUCCAUAAUCACCCAGUUCCUGUAGGGGUCAUCUCUCUCAUCUCAAAGGUGCCCAGCCCCUGUCUCUUUGUCCAUGAACCAGUCUUUUCUCUGUAUUUCUCCAAGUUGGGUCCUCUUCUUCCACCCCCAUUUGAUUCUGUUGAUAACUCCCUUGGCCACUUUGAUUAAAGCUUAUGGCUGUUCUUCCAGGGCCAAGACUAUGAUGGGGCAAGGGAGCUGCCUCAGUAAGGGGGCACUUACUCUUGGGCUUGUGUGUGUGCCCACCCUGGCUGCUGAGUGCCUCCUCGCCUCGCCUGGUCCUCAGCUCUUGAUGAUGCCUCAGUACAUAAUGACAUCAGUGUCAGUGCUACGGGGACUGAUGGGGUGAGGCAUGACUGACAACCCCAGCAGGUGUAUUACACACUUUGAGAAUGAAAUGCCAGUAGUUACUGAGUACCCCCUACACACCAGCUCUAUCAUAGUAAUGAAGUAGACAAGGGACAGAAGAAUAGGAUUUAUACUCUAGCACAAGUGUCAGGAUGACCACACUAGCAAGAAAUGAGGGUGCUGCCUGGUUCAUUUGAGCAGCUGCUAAUGUGCUGUUGCUCGGAGCUGUCUGCAGUGUUCUAAAGUGCCUGCUCCUACACCAGGUCCUGGACUGUGACAUGCCAGACUCCUGGCAUUUCUGUCUGACCUCUGGAGCUGUCUAUCAGCACAAGGACAGAUUUCCUUUGCCAGCUAUGCUGUGCUUACCCUUGGUAGGUCUUGGCCCAGCAGCAGGAAGCAGUGUCCCAGGAGCACACGUUUGGUGUGCUGGGGCUAUUGACAACCAACAUUCAUGGAGGGCAUGCUCAUGACAUUGAUGACUUGUGGAACAUGCUGGAAGCCUAGAGCCCCAUACAAGAUACAACCAUUAUAUUUACUGGGAUACUGGGUGGGCUGGUGCAGUACCGUACCCUGGAUACACAGGUUAAAAUCGGUUGUAUGGGCCACAGUGGUAAUGCCUAGGGAGUCUCAUGUGCUUGAUUUACACUUUGGCUCUAGGAGGAGUCAGUCAGAGAUCUCUAAGUCUUCAGAGCCCACAGGAGCAGGAGCUAUGAUACAUGGCUUUAUGCUCAGCAUUUGUGAUUGCUUCUCCUAAGACUGGAUUUUUCUGACUGCAUCACCUAGGAAGGCUAGGCUUAAAAAGUUGUGUUAUUUCUAAAAGCCACUAGAUGGUGACACAAUCCUGUGGUAGAGCCCAGCGUGGGCUGGUGUUGCUGCCCUGCUCCCUGGAAGGGAGAGAGCGCAGAGGUUUCCUACCUGGCCCUCUCUGCAGGGGAUGAUGGUCAGGACAGGGGAGAUGGCUCUUUUGAAGGUCUUCUCUCCCCUAGCUUCACCAUUUACUAGCUGCACCUAUUUCCUCAUCUAGAAAAUGGUAAUAACAUUCCCUACCUCAUAGGAGUGGUGUGAAAAGAGAUAGAUGAGUAUUAAACGCUUCGUGCCCUCAAGGAACUUGUCUCAUCAGGGAUAAUAUAGGGGAUAUGAUAAUGUUUAUAAAUAACACAAGCCUCCCCCAGCUUGCAGCACUUUAUCACCUCUGCUCUCAUCCAUCCUCUUCCCCAAUCUGCUGCAUCGUACUGGUGUCCGUCAUAAAUGGAUGCCAUGCUGCACUACUAAGGCCAAACUCCGAAAGGACAAAGGAGUGAAGAAAGAAAAUGGCAGUCCACCUGUCAUGCUUCUUGCCCAACUCCCACUAUUUGCAGCAGCUGAAUCAGCCAGUUUAGCCAACAACUCCUCUGGCAGCAGCUGAAUCAGCCAGUUUAGCCAACAACUCCUCUGGUGUCCUGACGCCCCAGCACUAGGGUCUGGGAAAUGAACAAGACACAUCAGCUCCUCCUAGCAGAUAAGUCUGGCACUAGAGAUAUGCAAGAAGCACUGUGGGGCUCAGAGCAUGGCCUUGGGAAUGAGGGCUUGGGCUGUGGCUGGGCAGCUGGAGACGUUCCAAAGGCCAGAGGAUCGAUAGCCCUGAGAUCCACCCCUUGGCACUCACCUCCCAGUGCCAGGUUGCCUGCCCCCCUCAGUUCUGGGCACUGGCUGUGCACUAGAGGCCCAAUACCUGCCUUCUCUCUGGGCCUCUGCACUCACAUGGGGCUAAUGCAAGAGCAUUACGUUAAUUAGUUAUUCAUUUAAUUUAACUUCACAUUUGGUCUCAAUUAAGCUUAAAAUGUUCUUCCUUGUAGAUGCUACAAUAGCACUUGUAAUUAAAAAGCAAUAACUCUUUGCGUUUCUCCUUUAGAGAUCCAUUGGGAGGUUGGGCUAGUGUGUGUGGGACUACUGUUGGUGGAGGGGUGUUGGGGAAGGAGAAAGAAGCAACGGAAAGGGAAAGAAGCACUUAAUACAGCUUGCCAUUAUAAAGCUACCACAAAGACUGAUAUUGGGAGGAAGAAACUCAACAUGUCAUGGGGGUCUGGGGUUGGGGUGUAGAGAGUUGCUGUGAAGUGGAUAAAUCAACAGACCUUGCACAUAAAGUUGUGGGAAUGAGGAGAGGGUUGAUGGAGAGUGAAAGGAGGCAAUCCGGACAGCUGGAAGAUGGGACCGUAUAUUCCGCAGCAGGUAGAAUGUGCCCCCCCCUCCAAGAUGUCUGUAUCCUAAUUCCCAGAACCAGUAAACAUGUCACUUUACAUGACAGAUGUGAUUAAGAUCUUGGAGAGAUUACCCAGCUUGCUAGGUGGGCCCAUGUAGCCACAGGGUUCCUUAUAAAUC
Messenger RNA from Sciurus carolinensis (gray squirrel), 4856 nucleotides. RefSeq names its product solute carrier family 37 member 2 (gene Slc37a2). Gene Ontology annotation, molecular function: glucose 6-phosphate:phosphate antiporter activity. Gene Ontology annotation, biological process: phosphate ion transmembrane transport; glucose-6-phosphate transport. Gene Ontology annotation, cellular component: endoplasmic reticulum membrane. The record is from RefSeq and is a predicted model, not a curated record. Bases 304 to 1713 code for a protein of 469 amino acids. NCBI's taxonomy places the organism in Eukaryota, Metazoa, Chordata, Mammalia, Rodentia, Sciuridae. The transcript has 19 exons.